Chrysemys picta bellii (western painted turtle) is the source of this 812-nucleotide messenger RNA. Lineage: Eukaryota; Metazoa; Chordata; Testudines; Emydidae. The record is from RefSeq and is a predicted model, not a curated record.
CUCGGGCAUGAUGGAGGAUGAGGAAGGAUAUACGGCAUUGAACCUGCGGCCCAAGCGGGGUGGCUCGGGUGGCCCGUCCCCAGCCGGGAACAAAGGUUCCCGUCAGUGUCCUGGCUGGCUUCAGGUCACUCUAGGGGCUGGGAAUCUCAUCCAGGCAGUGGCUGUGCUAUUGCUGGCAGUGUGUGUUUCCCACUUGGUGUCUGAGAAGGGACCGACCCCGGCAGCCCCUGGGAGCGACGGAGCCGGGAGCAGAGAUACAGCGACAGCCCCUGGGAGCGCAGACACCUGCACGGCAGAAUGCAGCACCUGCCUGGAGCGUUUCCGAUCCCAGUUGUGUCACCCGGCCCCGCCCGGCCCAGCAGGGGGCCCCGGGUGCAAACUCUGCCCCACAGAUUGGCAGCUGCGCGGGGACAAGUGCUACUGGUUCUCCAGAGGACGUAACACGUGGAACGCGAGCCGUGUCGACUGCUCAGCGAGGGGCUCCCAGCUGCUGGUGAUCCGGGACCGGGAGGAGCUGGAGUUCAUAAAGGACCUGACACAAGGUUCAAAUCAGUUCUGGGUCGGACUGUCCAUCUCUUCCCCGGAGAAGGCCUGGAUCUGGGUGGACGGCUCCUGGCUGGAUCAGACUCUGUUCCCAGUGUCAGGCCGGGGUGAGUGGAACCACUGUGGGGAGCUGUGGGGGAAUCGGAUUUCUUCUGAAUCCUGCAGAUCUGUACGUCAGUGGAUUUGCCAGAGAGAUGCCGUCCCGCUCUGAGUGGGGCAUCCUUGGCCCGUUAACAAUGGCAAGGAGCCUUUUAUCAAUAAAAGCAUCA